AUGUCGUUAAACCUCUUCAAGUUCGUUCACGACAAAGUGCAAGAAAAGAAACUUCGCAAACUUGCAAAAAAGUGUGAAACAGUUCCUGAGAAUCUCCCUACAAUUCUUCAAAAUCCAGAUAUUGUCACUCUUAUUCUCAAAUAUUUAAAAGGCAAAGAUACUGAUGACGAAAUGCUCGCACUUUUGUUCGAUUGGAAUCAAGCCGGCUUCAAUGACACCAAUGUUCCAAAUUGCCAUAAUGGUGUUGCAGGACAGACCCAAGAGGCUAUAAUCGCAAAUCUCCUUGCAAACGGAGCAACCGAUUUUAUGAAUCUGAACAUACUAUUCAUUUUUCCAAAUGGUCAAGCAAUUGGGACUUGGUGUAGGAAUUUUGCUGCGAAUUUGCCUUGGGCGAAACAGCAAGCUGGUGUUGCAGAUAUCUGUAACAACAUCUUAAGACUUAAUAAGAUUACAGCCCACACAGCCAAUUUAAUUUACCCCUUCAAACUGAUACGAAGGAAUAUUCGGUCUCUCUCAUUGAGUUGUGCCAAAAAUCAAAAGAAAAUUCUGCAAUCAAUCCCUCCCUUGCAAGGUUUUACGCUUCGUGAGCACUUUGAUGCUUUGCGUAUUGCUCGUUGCGAUUCCCAAUGGUUGCUUACCUUUAAAUCGGCAUCACGUCCCACCAUAAUGCACAUGCAAAAAAUGAUUGCCAUACAUCACGUCCAGAUACUUCUUAAUGAGGAACCUGUGAUUAAAUAUCGGCCAUCUUUUAUGGAAGAAUUAGAACUUGAUAUCUUCUUUCGAAGUAAUGGAAUUGCAUUAGAGAUUCAAGAGGCUCAACAUCGGUUCCAUAAUACCAGCUGGUAUAAAGAUAUUAAAAAACUCAAGGAUAUUAUUAACUAUGAUUGA
Molecule: messenger RNA, 888 nt
Organism: Ambispora leptoticha
Lineage: Eukaryota; Fungi; Glomeromycota; Glomeromycetes; Archaeosporales; Ambisporaceae
Source: the annotation of a GenBank genome assembly